AUCAGCAGCAGUACUUGCUCCCUUCACCAUCAUCACCGGUGGCCUGGGUUUCAACCUCACCCCAUCCUUUUGAGGCUUCCGGCUUUUCUGAUUGCCUUACCCUUGCCACCCUGUUUCUCCACCUCCGGUGUCUAUUCUUUGCCAUCCAGCCCUACGGCGACGUCGAGUGGGAUAUUUUCCGCCGAGCGCGUCGCGCCCUUUGCGCUUUCUCGAAUCGCUGCCGUCUAGCUUGCUACGUCCGCGGUCGAUUCUCGCCAAGAUGGCCGACUACGAAGAUGCCUACGAUGAUGAGUACUACGAUGAUAUGGACGAGGGGAUCACGUCAGAGGAUUGCUGGACCGUAAUCUCGUCCUUCUUCGACACCAAGGGUCUGGUUUCACAGCAGCUAGACUCUUUCGAUGAGUUCAUCUCAUCGACGAUGCAGGAGUUGGUGGAGGAACAAGGCCAAGUGACUCUCGAUCAGACGCUCCCCCCCGCCGAAGAUGAAGUCGACCCGGUUGUCGUCCGCCGAUACGAGCUUAAGUUUGGAACCGUCAUGCUCUCCCGGCCCUCCGUGACAGAAGGCGAUGGUGCAACGACCAUCAUGUUGCCUCAGGAGGCUCGUCUACGAAAUCUCACAUAUGCCAGUCCUCUUUACUUGGGUGUCACCAAACGGAUUAUGGAGGGUCGGGAACGCCUGGUUGCUGACCGGGAUGAAGAGGAGAUGGACUCAACCGAGGAUCGCAAAGCUCAUGGCACCUAUCUUUCGUGGGAGCAGAAGGAACUUCCUGCUGACCAAGCUAAGGAAGAGACGGUCUUCAUCGGAAAGGUGCCUAUCAUGCUCAAGUCCAAGUACUGUAUCCUCAAGGACUUGAGCGAACAAGCUCUCUAUAACUGGAACGAGUGCCCUUACGACUCUGGUGGUUACUUCAUUAUCAAUGGAAGUGAGAAGGUUCUGAUUGCCCAGGAACGCAGUGCUGGCAACACAGUCCAGGUCUUCAAGAAGGCACCUCCCAGUCCCCAUCCUUAUGUUGCUGAAAUCCGCAGUGCUGUCGAGAAAGGCUCCCGGCUGCUGUCCCAAUUAUCUCUCAAGCUGUUUUCUAAGGGCGAUAGUGCCAAGGGUGGAUUUGGUCCCACAAUUCGGUCAACAUUACCAUAUGUCAAGACCGACAUCCCAAUUGUGGUUGUUUUCCGAGCCCUCGGAGUGGUUUCUGAUGAAGAUAUCCUGAAUCACAUCUGUUAUGAUCGCAACGACACACCUAUGCUGGAGAUGCUGAAGCCCUGUAUUGAAGAAGGUUUCGUUAUUCAAGACCGUGAGGUUGCGCUCGACUUCAUCGCUAAGCGUGGAUCUUCCCAAUCCAGCAUGAACCAUGAGCGCCGUGUCCGAUACGCCCGCGAGAUCAUGCAGAAGGAGUUCCUGCCUCAUAUCUCUCAGAGCGAAGGUAGUGAGACGCGGAAAGCCUUUUUCCUGGGCUACAUGGUUCACAGACUUCUGCAGUGUGCUCUGGGCCGUCGGGAUGUCGAUGAUCGUGAUCACUUCGGUAAAAAGCGCCUGGAUUUGGCUGGUCCUCUUCUUGCGAAUCUUUUCCGAGUCCUUUUCACCCGAGUUACCCGCGAUCUUCAGCGGUAUGUUCAGAGAUGCGUGGAGACGAACCGGGAGAUCUAUUUGAAUAUCGGUAUCAAGGCCAGCACUUUGACGGGAGGAUUGAAGUAUGCUUUGGCCACGGGUAAUUGGGGUGAGCAGAAGAAGGCAGCCAGCUCCAAGGCCGGUGUGUCUCAAGUGCUCAGUCGUUACACCUACGCCUCCACCUUGUCCCAUCUUCGUCGAACCAACACACCCAUUGGGCGAGAUGGAAAGAUCGCUAAACCUCGUCAGCUUCACAAUACACAUUGGGGUCUGGUGUGUCCGGCUGAAACUCCUGAAGGCCAAGCUUGUGGUUUGGUCAAGAAUUUGGCGCUUAUGUGCUAUAUCACGGUCGGUACGCCCAGUGAGCCCAUCAUUGAUUUCAUGAUUCAACGUAACAUGGAAGUCCUUGAGGAAUUCGAGCCCCAGGUGACCCCGAACGCUACUAAGGUGUUCGUCAAUGGUGUUUGGGUUGGUAUCCACAGAGACCCUGCUCACCUUGUCAACACAAUGCUCUCCCUGCGUCGCCGUAAUAUGAUCUCGCACGAGGUCAGUCUCAUUCGAGACAUACGUGAGCGGGAAUUCAAAAUUUUCACCGAUGCUGGACGUGUAUGCCGGCCGCUCUUCGUCGUUGACAACGACCCGAAGAGUGAGAAUUGUGGCUCUCUGGUGCUCAACAAAGAACACAUCCGCAAACUGGAGCAAGAUAAAGACUUGCCUCCGGAUUUGGAUCCAGAAGACCGCCGUGAUCGUUACUUUGGGUGGGAUGGUUUGGUCAAGUCUGGUGUGGUGGAAUACGUGGAUGCUGAAGAGGAGGAAACUAUCAUGAUUGUCAUGACUCCAGAAGAUCUUGAGAUCUCCAAACAGCUCCAGGCUGGCUAUGCUCUGCCGGAUGAGGAACUGCACGAUCCCAACAAGCGUGUCCGCUCCAUCUUGAGUCAAAAGGCUCACACCUGGACUCACUGCGAGAUUCACCCUAGUAUGAUACUGGGUGUUUGUGCCAGUAUCAUUCCCUUCCCUGAUCACAACCAGUCGCCCCGUAACACCUAUCAAUCCGCUAUGGGUAAACAAGCCAUGGGUGUCUUCUUGACUAACUUUGACCAACGCAUGGAGACUAUGGCCAAUAUCCUUUACUACCCUCAGAAGCCGCUGGCCACUACGCGAUCCAUGGAAUUCUUGCGGUUCCGCGAGCUUCCUGCUGGGCAGAACGCUAUUGUCGCCAUCGCUGUCUACUCGGGAUACAACCAGGAAGAUUCGGUAGUCAUGAACCAGAGCAGUAUCGACCGGGGUUUGUUCCGCAGUCUUUUCUACCGUACUUACACCGACAGUGAGAAGAUGGUCGGUUUGACGGUCGUUGAACGCUUCGAGAAGCCGAUGAGAUCAGACACCCUCGGCAUGAGGAAGGGAACCUAUGAUAAGCUUGACGAGGAUGGCAUCAUCGCGCCAGGUGUUCGUGUUUCUGGUGAGGAUAUCAUCAUCGGCAAGACUGCACCUCUAGCGCCCGACGCGGAAGAGUUGGGUCAAAGGACCAAGUCGCACACCAAGUCGGACGUUUCGACCCCUCUCAGAAGUACCGAAAAUGGUAUUGUCGAUCAGGUCUUGGUAUCUACGAGUAACGACGAUCUGAAAUUUGUCAAGGUGCGCAUGCGGACGACCAAGGUUCCCCAAAUUGGUGACAAAUUCGCUUCACGUCACGGUCAGAAGGGUACAAUUGGUAUCACUUACCGGCAAGAGGACAUGCCAUUUACCCGUGAGGGUGUGUGUCCGGACCUGAUCAUCAAUCCUCACGCUAUUCCUUCCCGUAUGACAAUUGCCCACUUGAUUGAGUGUCAGCUUAGUAAGGUUUCUGCGCUGCGUGGUUUUGAGGGUGACGCCACGCCAUUCACUGAUGUUACGGUGGAUUCCAUCUCUCGUCUGCUCCGUGAACACGGUUACCAGUCUCGUGGAUUUGAGGUGAUGUAUAACGGCCACACUGGACGAAAGAUGGUGGCGCAGGUCUUCCUGGGACCAACAUACUACCAGCGUCUGCGCCACAUGGUCGACGACAAGAUCCAUGCCCGUGCACGUGGACCUACGCAGAUUUUAACGAGACAGCCUGUGGAGGGUCGUGCCCGUGAUGGUGGCCUCCGUUUCGGAGAGAUGGAGCGCGAUUGUAUGAUUGCGCACGGAGCCAGUGCCUUCCUGAAGGAGCGGUUGUUCGACGUGUCCGACCCCUUCCGAGUCCAUAUCUGCGAUGACUGUGGCUUGAUGAGGCCCAUGCUAACAGAGAUUCCUGCAGAAAACUUAAGAAGGGCCUGUUCGAGUGCCGACUGUGCAAUAACAAGCACCGAAUUUCACAAGUGCAUAUUCCAUAUGCAGCCAAGCUUCUGUUCCAAGAGCUGGCCUCGAUGAACAUUGCCGCUCGCAUGUUUACCAACCGGUCUGGAGUGUCCGUGCGGUGAGAAGACAAGGAAUCCCCAUUCAUGUACAUCAGUCGAUUUUCUUUUCUCUCUAUCUUGUCACCCCCGCCUCUCUAUAUUAUGAUAAUUUUUUUUCUUUUCACAGUCUCCUGGUGAUUUCGUUUUUAUCUCUUUUUUUUCACACCCACUAUCCUUUCAUUCUUACCCCCGCUAUCAAAAUUUGCGAUAUCAACCGAAGACCC
Molecule: messenger RNA, 4244 nt
Organism: Aspergillus saccharolyticus JOP 1030-1
Lineage: Eukaryota; Fungi; Ascomycota; Eurotiomycetes; Eurotiales; Aspergillaceae
Product: DNA-directed RNA polymerase II core subunit RPB2
Exons: 2
Coding region: 260-3994 (1244 amino acids)
Biological process (GO): DNA-templated transcription
Cellular component (GO): RNA polymerase II, core complex
Molecular function (GO): DNA binding; DNA-directed RNA polymerase activity; ribonucleoside binding
Source: RefSeq, a predicted model, not a curated record